Molecule: messenger RNA, 5081 nt
Organism: Lates calcarifer (barramundi perch)
Lineage: Eukaryota; Metazoa; Chordata; Actinopteri; Centropomidae
Exons: 24
Coding region: 430-4326 (1298 amino acids)
Biological process (GO): regulation of telomere maintenance via telomere lengthening; telomere capping
Cellular component (GO): shelterin complex
Molecular function (GO): telomeric repeat DNA binding
Source: RefSeq, a predicted model, not a curated record
UAGUGGGACUGGGGACUCAAAGAAAACUAAAUCCAACCUGGGUGCCAGAUUUGACCAUAUUCUGGCCAAAAGGAGCCUAUCAGGGCCCAGAGAAAGAGACAGAGUCGUCACUAGAUUGAACAGGUGUAAACAAGGAAGUAAGGUGUUGCCAUGGAUUCAGUGACACACGGUUGGCUACAACUUUAGUCCCGUUUUUUCGUUUUUUGUUUUUUCAACCGAUAGUUCGUAAAUUCUGGAAAAUUGAGCAAGCCGAAUUCGCUAUCAGCCGUUCCUGUUUGCCAUGUAACAUUGGUUGUGCUGAUAACUAUCACUGAAUAACUUUGAUACUGAAGAAAACUUAAAAACGCGAUGACUCUCAGGCAAGUUCCGGAGUUGUGAGGAGCGUCUUUUUCUGGGAUUUCUAAGCGGGUUUGUGGACGUUUAUCAGCAAUGGACAUCGGAGAUAACGACGUCCUCGGAAAAAGUAAUGAUCUUCCCCUCCAUUAUCUACGCCUCCUGGCCCCGCCCUUGCAGCUCAUAUCAGCUGCAGUGUGGCAAGUUGUGCAGCAGGGACUUGUGGAUCACUACGGGAUGCUGGAAGAGUUUGUUACCAUGGUGACGGAGCUGGUCCCAGAGCUGAUGAGCUACAGUCAGAGGGCUCAGCUCAUCCUGGGACUCCGAGCCAGGCUGGUCCUGGAGAUGUGUCGGGGUGAGCAUCCAGCGGACAUGCAGACCAUUCAGCCACAUCUGGACAGAAUCAAAGCUCCUGUCAGCACGGCCAAGGAUCACCAUGUCACCAUCAACCAGGUGGAAGAGUCUGAGGUUAACUUUGUGGAGUUGGUGCAUUCGUUACUGGAGGAUCCCUCUGAAAGAAAAUAUUUUUUCCAGGAAAUCUUCCCUGUAUAUUUUGGGUCAAAGUAUGAUGCAACACUCGAGAUGCUGGUGUGGGAGUUCAUAUCAAGACUGGAUGCACUGCUGCCAGUUCCAGACUUCACACAGCUGGCAGCUCUGGUCGGAGACGCUCCGUCAUUCCUAGACGACUGUUUACAAUCCCUUCUCCCGCCAGAGGACAUGAAGGCUGUACUUGAACACCACAGAAACCUUGGCCAUUUUGAAGAGAAAGAUCCUAGAUUAUUACCAAUGGACGACUGCAUCCUCUCAUCCCUGUCGCUACCUCCUGGGACCAAAGCUGUCAUGAACACCACCUCCUGCUCACCUGCUCUCAAAGACCCAGCCUCUCCAGAGCACAAAGGACGUCUCAAUGCUCCCAACAACACAAGCAGCCUGGAGAGGCCGUCCAGGAGGAGCUCUGAGACAAUCAGACAAAGACUCAAGGAGUCCGGGGACUCUGACAGUUGGCAACUGCAGGUUAGAGGCAGGAACGUUUCUCAGGAGAGGAAGGCGCAAAGCUCGACUAGCGUGCCGCCGUGUGAUGAAACCAUAGACCUCACUACGUCUAAUGAGACUGCAGACACGGACCCAGAGGCUGAUGGGGACAACCGAAGCUUGAGAGGAGCGAGGAUUCUCAGGAAGAGGAAGCUGAGCGGAGGUGUAGAUGUUCCCACUAAGCUGCCUGUGGAGGCGUCAGCUUUCUUGGAUUCCUCAGUGGACGAUGAGAAUUCAGGUGAAUCUCCUCUAAUCUCGAUAUGGGGAGACUAUACAGACUCUCAGGAAGGUUCCUUCCCGGUCGCAACGGACACAAAGGUUCCCUGGUCGGACGAGGAGACGCUCAACCUGCUGGACAUCUGGGGGAAGGACUCAGUGCAGCGGGCUUUGAAGGGCUGCUUAAAAAACCGUCACAUAUUCACGCAAAUCGCUCAGAAGAUGGCAGAGAGGGGAUACAGGAGAACAGUGGAGCAGUGCCAGACGAGGAUCAAACGACUGAAGAAAUGCUUCCGCCGGAACAACAAAGGAAAGUCCAGGCUUGAGUGUAAAUUUUACGAGCAGCUGGAGGGCGUCCUCAGCUCCUCGGCACCCUCCGCUGUUCCUGAGGUCACCUAUGACGUCGAGGAGGUCAUUGAUGACGAUGACGGCGAGGAGGAUUUGCAGUUUGUCAGCCAGACGAACCGUGUGGAAAUAGGAACUAGAAGCGUUCCAUGGACAGAUUUGGAGACGCUGACUCUCAUCAACACGUGGGGUGAAGACAAGAUGCAACAGGAUCUGAGAGGGAUGCACAGAACUGGACACAUUUUCUCCAUCAUAUCCAACAAGAUGGCCACCCAGGGCUUCUCCCGAACCCCAGAGCAGUGCCAGACGAGGCUGAAAAGGCUGAAAUCAAGCUUCAGGCAGUGCUACCAAAACAACUUGAAAGGACAGGUGCAAGUCGAGUGCAAGUUUUACAACGAGCUGGGAAGAAUUUUAGUGAAGGACUUCCCUUCAGUGCCGCAGUUGGACGAAAUGCCAGGAGAGCCUGAAGAUGAUGAGUUCUCUGCCUACCCCCAUCAUGAGAUCGUUUCUUCAGAGUCUGUUGUGGGUAUUCAAGAAGACAGGAAGAAAGUCCCCUGGUCUGAUAAAGAGACAGUCAUCCUUCUGGAGCUCUGGGGAGACGCACAGGUCCAGCAGGGCUUGAGACGGUUCCCACACAACAGUCACAUUUUCACUGAAAUAUCAGAGAAACUCAGCGCCCACGGCUACUCCCGCAGUGCAGAUCAAUGCCACACCAGGGUCAAACGUCUGAAAGCUAAUUAUCGCCAGUGUAAGGAAAAUAUGAGCUCAUCCGGGACCGAUAGAGUAGAUUUUAAAUUCUACGAUCUACUGGAACAAAUUCUGGACAAACAGCCGUCAACAUCCACCACUGUGGUAACCGACUCCAUAGAAAUAUCAGAGGACUCCAAUAGUGAAUCAGUGACUGAAACAGAUGGAGAAAUCAGCAUGUCAACAGAAAAACCAGCACCCAGCUCGUGGUCAGAGGAGGAGACGCUCGCACUUAUCGAUAUCUGGGGUGAAGAAGACGUUCAGAGGGCGCUGAGGGGUUUUGUCCAUAACGGGCACGUUUACGCCGAAAUUUCAGAGAGAAUGCACGACCUCGGCUUCUUGAAAACCUCAGAGCAGUGCCGCUGGAAAGUCAAGUCCCUGAGGAACAACUUUCGACAUUGCUACGACAGAAAGAAAUGUGGAAGAAGAGUAGAUUAUAAAUUCUACAACCAGCUGGAACAAAUACUGGGACAGGAAGCAGUUUCCCUUGAUGAGUACGAUGAAAGAGACGAACAAACAGACCAGGAUCCAGGUGCAGAAGGCCUGAACACAGUGUGGUCAGAGGAGGAGACGGUCACUCUCGUGGAAGUGUGGGCUGCAGAUGACGUGCAGCACAGCCUGAAAACCUGUGUCCGUAACGGGCACAUAUUCGCCAGCAUAUCGGAGAAGAUGGCCGCAAUGGGGUACCUGAGGACGGCGGAGCAGUGCCACUCCCGGAUCAAAAGGUUGAAGAAGACUUACAGGCGUUACUGCAACAGCCGGAGAAGUGGAGGACGGCCCGCGGUGUUUCGAUACUUCCACCUCCUGGCCCCAGUGCUUGGUGAUGACUCUGCGUACACUGAUGUGGACAGUACCGCUUCUGACGCCACCAUACAACCCUUUAUGGACAAAGAUCCUGAGUUGUACGAGCAACCAUCGACCAGCCACCUCCUGUCCGACCUGAGCAGAAAGAUGCCCUGGUCGGACCAGGAGACUCGAACUCUGCUGGAGAUCUGGGGCGAAGACAACGUCCAGCUCACCCUGAGAGGCUGCCUGAAGAACCGACACGUGUUUGAGUACAUCUCAGAGAGGAUGAGUGACCGAGGAUUUAUAAGGACCUCAGAGCAGUGCUACACCCGCAUUAAGCGCCUCAAACAUGGCUUUCUCCAUGAAAAGGAGGAAUUCAAGUUCUUCAACGAGAUGGAGGAAAUCUUCACGAAGGAGUUGAAGGUCGACAGUUCAGUCAUUGACACAUCAGCCACAGAUGAGCCGGAUGAAAGUGGACCAGAACUGAGCCAAAAGAAAGUUGCCUCAAGCAACCAGUGGGUUGCCGACAGCACAAAGCUGCCCUGGAGUGACGGGGAGACCGAGGCCCUCCUGGACAUUUGGGGGAGCCAGGAUAUCCAGGAGAACUUGAAGGGCUGCACCAAGAACAAACAUAUCUUCAUCCAGAUCUCUCAGGUCAUGGCCAGCCAAGGCUACCUGCGCACUCCUGAACAGUGUCAGACCAGGAUAAAGAGGCUGAGAGCCAAUUUCAGACAGUUCCUGGAAGGCAGAAAAGGAGAGAAGCAGGAGUGCAAGUUCUUCGACCAGUUGGUGCAGAUAUUUGGCAGCAAGUAUGUCAUGAACUCUGACCCCCUGGUUGACGAUACGGCCGAUGUUGUAGAGUCAUGAAACUGUCCAUCAUAUAAACAACACAGCAGAAGCAGAUGGACACAGAGAGACAUUCAGAGGAAAAAUAACAAGGACAUAACUGCAGAGACUGUGAUAUUAACUGCUGUGGUGUGCAGCUGUUUACAGAUGACAGACGAGAGCCUGUUCAGGCUCACUGGAAUUUACAUUCACCUCUGUAUAUACUUCAAAAACUUUUACAUUCUUCAGACACAAAGACUUUAGGCUGUAAUGUAGUAUGCAUGUGUGUGUGCGUGUGUGUGUGUUGUGUCCCUCAACUAGAGUGUCUAUGUGAUUAUUAACGUUAGAGCCAUCCCUCUAAAACCAGGAUGCUCAGGGCUUGAGGGGCAAAAGUCACUUAAAAUGCUGUGCUCUCCCAGAAAAGAUGUUUUUUCUAAUAUUAAAUUAUUUUGUACUUGAACUUAAAGUGAGCAACUUGAAGCAAAAAGAAAUACACACAAGGCCUCUAUUACCACAGCCUACAUUCGCUUUUUGGUCUUAAUUCAGGUCUCACUUGUUAAAUCUUCUGUCUUUGCACUUGUUUGUAAUGUUUGAAAUCUGAGUCGUGAAAGGUUACGGUUGAAUUCUUUAAGUUAAUGUUCAGUUUGAGUUGAUCCUGUCCAGAUUUUUAUUUAUUUAAAUUAUUGUUUACAUAUGUAUUCCAAAGUUUUAUGUUACACCUCAAACGUUGCUGAGGCAAAUUCUUCCACAAACUUGUCGAGGUUUUGUCACAUUCAUUAAAUGAAACUUGAAAUGUG